CGUCCACGCUUCCCGUUUCAUGCUCCUCUCUUUUCGUAAUCACGGUGAUAUGUCCAUCUUCCAAGCACGAGCAAGGCAGAUCAAUAUACAUCGCCAAUAUCCGCAAGACAUCCCAGUUGUCAGAAGAGAUUUAUAUUCCCUGUCAUCUUUGGAGCGGGUCGAUCAUUUUCUCUCCCGAUUGCGCUUUUCACUUGCGUUCGAGGCGGACAAAGCUCUUGCAGGUGCCGUUUUGGAUCCCGAAGAGCUACUCGGGUUGAGUCAUGCCAUAGAGGAGUUGCAGGGCGACCAUCCGGCGGACGCUGACGCCAUCUUUCGCCGAUUCACCUCCAGCGUCCAUAUCCCUUCUUUAGCGACAUGGGAACCCAACAACAUCCCAAUCGAGAACCGCAACAAGAAACGACGACGACGGAGACGUGGAAAGAAGCAGCCACAGGACGCUUCUGCCCCCAGUAAUACUCUGGCAGACCUCCUGAGGGACGUCACCGCGGAGUUUCUUGCUGAUCUCCAGGUUCCACGAAAACGCUUUGCCAUACCACCAUCUGAAACCGUAUUCGACGCUUACACCUUGAUUUUGACUCCGACGUCUAAGAUCUUGGAAGGCCCAUUACCCGACCAAUCCAAUAGCGUCCUGCGUCGAUUCGGACAUCACGACUGUUUUAUUCGCGUCUCCUUCCAGGACGAAAAUCAUACCCCCCUUCGACGUGACCCAUCAGGGACGAGUAUCCAGGAACUUCUCCGAACGAGAUAUAAAUCUGCCAUGGUCAAAGGUAUUCCACUGGCCGGUAGACAUUUCGAGUUCCUUGGGUACUCGAUGAGUGGGUUAAGAGAGCACAGCAUCAUCUUCAUGCAAGCUUUCGAGAGUGAUGACGGGUCGUUGAUGACUGCGGACCGUAUUCGGAGUCUUUUGGGUAAUUUCUCUCAUAUAUCGAAUAAACCCGCCCUUCUAGCCGCACGAUGGGCUCAGGCUUUCUCCGCCUCAGACCCCUCAGUCACGCUCCAAUCUGCCGAAAUACAGAGGAUCGGAGACAAGCGCUCGCCGUCGGGAUCGCUCUUCACGGAUGGUUGUGGCACCAUUUCUGAAUCACUCGCCCGCGAUGUUUGGAAGUUCCUGCAGCGCCACAGACGGCGAGCCGCUAGUAUGCGCUUGGUCCCGUCCUGUUUCCAAAUUAGAAUUGGUGGGGCCAAAGGCAUUCUAUUUCAGGAUCCUAACUUGAUCGGAAAGAUGGUUUGCCUGCGACCCUCUCAAACGAAAUUCGAGAACGACUCGGAGGCUCUUACCCUGGACAUUGCGUCCACAUCAUCACGACCGAUCCGUAUGUUCCUCAAUCGGUCUCUCAUACUACUCCUCGAAUUCCUGGGCGUAAAGCCCGAUGUGUUCAUGGCAUUGCAGAAGGACGCAACCGAUGCUGUAGAACGCGCUCGUCAUUCCUUCCUCGAGGCUGCGAAGUUGUUUUCUCACCACGGAUUUGGAUCAUCAUUCCGGAUCGCAUCCUUGUUCAACAAUCUCGUCACUCAGCUGAAACUAGACGAGGGCGACCUCCAAGGGCUCGAGUGUCAGAUUCUCACCAAGAGCAUCGAAUAUGCUGCUACGCACGUCCUGCGCGAGAUCAAGUUCAGGGCGCGAAUUCCCGUGCAUGGUUCUUGGACACUUUUAGGAGUGUCUGACGAAUGGGGUUGUCUCCGCGAAGGAGAAAUCUUCGCAACAGUACGAGACGAGCACAGCGGUACUUCUGUGGAAAUACAGGGUCCAAUGCUCAUCACUCGCAGUCCACAAAUUCAUCCCGGUGAUGUUCAAAUGGUCACCGCCGUGAGACGACCUGAGCUUGCACAUCUUACCAAUGUGGUGGUGUUCUCGUGCGAGGGAGAGCGUAGCUUACCGUCUAUGCUCGGUGGUGGAGAUCUCGACGGUGACAUAUACAAUCUGAUUCUGGACCCGGACCUUUUCCCCACUCACACUUGCGAAGCAGGAGGCUACGUAGGGCUUCCCCACAAGGUCUUAGACCGCGAUUGCACCAUAGAUGAUGUUGCGGACUUUGUCAUCAACUACAUUGAGGCGGACCUCGUCGGCUACAUAGCGAUUCUUCACCUACGCAUAGCCGACCUGAGUCCGGAAGGUCCAAAUAGCAAGGACUGCCUCCUGCUCGCCGAGAAGGCAUCCCAUGCAGUUGACUUUCCGAAAACUGGAACGCCUACUAACUUCGAUGACUUGCCUCGUGCUCCCAGGGGUCCGAAACCCGACUUCCUUGGUUCAGAGACCGUCGACCCCUCCAGUUCAUCAUUUUAUCCUAGCAAUAAGGUCCUUGGACGGCUCUUCCGUAAUGUGCCGCUGGAGAUUGUCGACGCUGAUCACGAGGGCUCUGUCUUCGGAUCCACGAUAAUAGAUGCUUUAGAUCGGGCCGCUCGUCUAGGACAUGUCAGACUUGGGUUGCCUGUCAUCCAUGGCCAUUCCGACGAUCUAGUGGAAGAGAUGGAGUUGAUGAUGGACGCUUACUCGGAGCAACUAAUGGAAAUAGCCAAAGCCCAUACGCAGUCCAGAGCACCGAAUGCCUUCUUGACGGAACCCGAGCUAGUCAGUGGGACAAUCCAGGGGAAGUGGAGCAAUCCUCGCAAGCGUAGAGAAGCUGUUAAUUCCAUGGAACUCCAGACCCACGAAUUGACUAAGUCUAUUCGUCAAGAAUUGCGCAGAGCACUCAUCGUUGAUGAGCCCGACGAUGAAAUGGAGGGUACCGAGGCCGUCGGAGAGCAGGACGACCAGGACGAUGACGAGGAAGAUGAGGACAUCCUCUCGGAUCGAGACUUGGAGUCGUAUCGUCGGGCCGCCGCAGCUUGGCAGGCCGCCAAUGACGCUCUGGAGGAGGAUGCAGAGGCAUUUGGACCUUCAAGCUUCGGUCUCAUUGCGUUGGGUGUUAUGCUCGAAAUAAUGAAGAAAGCCCGGUACCUUUUGCAGUAAUUUGCCAUACAUGUCAUCGAUCCUCCCGAAAUGUCAAGACCAGUCUCCGCUUCAAU
This is a messenger RNA of Stereum hirsutum FP-91666 SS1, 3006 nucleotides long. Its product is annotated as RdRP-domain-containing protein. The record is from RefSeq and is a predicted model, not a curated record. Gene Ontology annotation, biological process: siRNA processing. Lineage: Eukaryota; Fungi; Basidiomycota; Agaricomycetes; Russulales; Stereaceae. Gene Ontology annotation, cellular component: nuclear RNA-directed RNA polymerase complex. The coding region runs from base 20 to 2950 and encodes 976 amino acids. Gene Ontology annotation, molecular function: RNA-directed RNA polymerase activity. The transcript is spliced from 7 exons.